AUGGCGGACACCAUGUGUGCUAAAGCUCCCAGCUAUGACACAGCCGAUACCCUUACUAAGCUGUAUUUUCUCUUCGCAAGGUUCUGGAGCAUGCUGAAUGAGCGGAUACAAUCAUCUACACACCAUGUGCUGGCAAGCAGUUCCAAUAGGCAUCUGCCACCCAGCGCCACGAGGAAGAGAGCGUCAGCAAUCCCUGCAAGAGCCAGGACCAAACGGAGGAAGAAGACCUACCCCAUGACAAGAAAGCAUCCAAACAUGCCUCAGGCCUGGGCCCAAAGGCUCUACACCCAGGACUAUGCACAACAACAAGAAAUCAACCACAGCUUUCAGUACCUCAAGGCUUAA
Messenger RNA from Pelobates cultripes (western spadefoot toad), 345 nucleotides. The record is from the annotation of a GenBank genome assembly. Lineage: Eukaryota; Metazoa; Chordata; Amphibia; Anura; Pelobatidae.